AUGUCACUAAAGAAAAACAAAGAAUUGACAUUUAGUAUUGAACGAGCUGUUCUUAAUCAAGAAGAAUUUGAUACACAAUUUGGGUAUAUACAAACGGAUUCGAGUUUAAGGAAGAUAUUUAAGCAAACAAAAUGUCGUUUUUUUCAAUGCAGUUUCAUUGAUCAGAUCAAAAAAGCUUUACCAAUAGUGCUUUGGCUUCCAAAAGUAACAACAACAGAUUUUGUUCAAGAUGUUCUUGCCGGUAUUACCGUUGGAAUUUUUAGUGUACCACAGGCUAUGGCAUAUGCUGCAUUGGCAAAUGUAAAUACAGUGGUCGGAUUGUAUACAUCGCUAUUUCCUACAUUGAUAUAUGCAGUGUUUGGCACUUCAAAACACUUAACUCUUGGUAUGUUUGCAGUAGCAGCUUUGAUGACAGGAAACGCCAUUGAACGCAGAAAGCAAGACUUAUUAUCUAAUGGCACUAGUGAUAGUUAUUUAGAAAUGAUAGAUCAUGAUUUGACCAUUGAACUAAUGUCCACUUUAACGUUUACCGUUGGGUUUGUUAUGGUAGUUUUUGCUGUUCUGCAAUUGCACUUCAUUACUGUAUAUUUAUCUGAUCCAGUAAUCGGAGGCUUUACAACUGGUGCAGCAUGUCAUGUACUGGCGUCUCAAAUGCCAAAGUUAGUCGGCAUUCGAAUACCAAUCAGAACUGGCCCAAUGGGUCUCUUCAAAUUACCACUUUUUUUGUACGAUUUUGUGGUUUCUUUGGGAAAAGCUAACUUUUAUGUAUUGAUUAUAUCUUUUACCUCGAUUACUAUUUUAAUGCUGGGAAAAUACAUAAUCAAUCCAUUUGUAAUGCGGAAAAUACGAGUUCCCAUACCUUUUGAAUUAUUUUUGAUGAUAGUUAGUAUUAUAGUAACAUAUAGUCUGCAAAUAAACGAAAAGCAAAAAGUCGCUGUUGUUGGAUUUAUACCACGUAGGUUACCAAAUCCUGCUUUACCAAAAUUAAAACACUUCUUCGCAUUUCUUGUGGAUGCUAUACCAAUUGCUGUGGUAAUUUAUUCCGUAUCAGUCUCUGUUGGAAAAUUAAUUGCGAAAAAACAUGGAUAUCAUAUCAGUUCCAGUCAAGAAUUAAAAGCCUUAGCGCUAUGCCAAUUAGUUGGUGCUUUCCUGUGUUGUCAUCCAGCAAGCGGUAGUUUAUCUCGAGCCCUCGUGAAUUCACAAAUGGGAGCUACAUCCGAGCUUUCGAGCAUCGUUUCUGCACUUGUGGUAUUAUUUGUUAUUUUGGUAAUUGGUCCACUUCUUUACUACUUGCCUUCGUGUGUACUGGCCUCUAUAAUCACAGUGGCUUUGCAAGGUAUGUUUCUCAAAGUCAGAGAGACCUUUCAAUUUUGGCAAGUCGCAAAAAUUGACUUGCUUAUUUGGUCAGUGAGUUUCUUGGGCACAUUUUUUUGGAAUGUUAGUGAAGGACUUGGUAUAGCAAUUGUAUUUGCUGCCAUAACUGUCAUUAUUCGAACACAGCGGCCGAAAUCUGCAGUACUUGGUAAUAUACAAGAUACUGAAUUAUACAGAGAUAUCAAUCGCUAUAAAGCUUCUAUCGUAUCAUCCAACAUAGCAAUCUAUCGCUUCGAUGCACCGUUGCUUUUCCUGAACAGUGAAAUAUUUCUCAGAAAGGCAAUGAGUAUUGUUGAUGAGAAAUCAAAAAUGUUAAGUGACGAUGAACAGUUAUCCUUAGUUAUUGAUGCUUCUGGUUUUACGUAUAUGGAUUAUACAGGAGUUGAAAAGCUGAGGGAUUUAUGGCAUGAACUGAGAAUUCGUAAUGUCAUAAUGUUCGUAGCUGCGUCCAAAGCUGCAGCUCGAACAUUAUUUGCGAAAUGUGACAUCUACAAGACUAUUCCUAUACAGCAUUUCUUCCCAUCUGUUCAUGAUGCCGUAUUGUUUGCUAAAACGCUACAGAAGAACCAGAAAAUUAAGCCUCAAGCUGAUAUUAUCAGUCAAUGA
Messenger RNA from Thelazia callipaeda (thelaziosis nematode), 1980 nucleotides. NCBI's taxonomy places the organism in Eukaryota, Metazoa, Nematoda, Chromadorea, Rhabditida, Thelaziidae. The record is from the annotation of a GenBank genome assembly.